AUGCCGCUUAACAAAAAGCGCAAGUCUGAGAGCGUCUCACUCACUGACGAAGCUGCUACACCUGCAAAGAAGGCCGCACCCGAUGCUUCUGCCACUGCCAUUACCCCUGCUACCCCCGCCACAGGAGAGAAAAGAAAGAGAGGUCGUCCUCGCAAAUACCCGGAGGGCUCAACUCCCAAGCGCCCGGAUGGGCCUAAGAGAGGCCGGGGUCGUCCCCGCAAGGAUCCGUCGGCCAUAGACACCCCCAAGUCAGCCACUCCAAAAGAAGGCAAACGACCAGUCGGGAGGCCCCGGAAAUUUGAAGCCCAGAACGGCACCAAUAGCUCUACAGAAAAGUCCAAGCGCGCCUCCAUAGAUUCCAAAGCAGAGGACAACAGCGGGCGUUCAUACUGGUUGAUGAAAGCAGAACCCGAGUCCCGUCUGGAGAAAGGAGUCGAUGUGAAGUUCUCGAUUGAUGACCUGCGUGCGGCUAAGGAACCGGAGCCAUGGGAUGAUAAUUCUUACCAAGAAACAGCACGAAACCAUUUGCGCGAGAUGAAGGUCGGCGACUACGCUUUUUUCUACCACUCUAACUGCAAGGUUCCUGGCAUUGCCGGGGUUAUGGAGAUUGUUCGCGAGCACUCGACGGAUGAGUCGGCCUUUGACCCCGCGCAUCCAUAUUACGACGAGAAUUCCAAGAGGGAAAGCCCCAAAUGGGUUGUCGUGCACGUUAAGUUCCAACGCAAGCUGACGAACCCGAUCACACUCAAUGAACUCAAGGCCCACGGCGGCGAGGGCGGUGCGCUUGCAAACCUUCAGAUGCUGAAACAGUCGCGGCUAAGCGUCUCCGCCGUGAAUGCGAAGGAAUGGGAUUUUAUUAUGGGUCUAGCCGAAGGGGAG
Messenger RNA from Aspergillus ochraceoroseus IBT 24754, 879 nucleotides. RefSeq names its product EVE domain-containing protein. The record is from RefSeq and is a predicted model, not a curated record. Lineage: Eukaryota; Fungi; Ascomycota; Eurotiomycetes; Eurotiales; Aspergillaceae. The annotation marks the transcript as partial. The transcript has 5 exons. Gene Ontology annotation, molecular function: DNA binding. Gene Ontology annotation, cellular component: chromatin; nucleus. Gene Ontology annotation, biological process: regulation of DNA-templated transcription.